Molecule: messenger RNA, 2079 nt
Organism: Arachis ipaensis
Lineage: Eukaryota; Viridiplantae; Streptophyta; Magnoliopsida; Fabales; Fabaceae
Source: RefSeq, a predicted model, not a curated record
GCCAAUCCGUCCACAAGCCGCCGUCGAGGGAACAUAAUCACGAAGAGAGAGAGACGCACGAAGAGAAGCCCGCGACCAGCCUUGUCGCCGUCAGUGCUGCGGGUUACCGUCGCCAUCCUUGCGAGCUGCCACCGCGACGCCGUUAAUGAGCUACAGCGCCGCCGUUGCCGCACUCUACUGCUGCCGUGUCUCACCAAGCCGCCGCUGGAGGAGGAGCGCUCGCCAGUUCUACCUCUGCUUCUAGUUUCUAGAAUCUGAGAAGAAGCCACCGCCACUGCUGGAACUGUUGGUUUUAUUGCUCUGUCCUUGCUCUAGAUCCACUCUGAGCCGUUACCAUCGCCGUUUGGCUAACACUAAGGCUUUCCACUGCCACCGGAGCUGCCCAGGACCACCACUGUUGCUGCCAUAGGAACAGAACGGGUGCCAAAAUCUGACACAAUGCCGCUGUUGUCGAUUAGAGAUGCCAAAACUACCGCUGCUGUUGUGGAUUUGGAAUACUGGGUGUGUCGCGUUUAAAUUCUGCAAAUUUCGACACUCUGAGGAUGUCUGACAGAAAAGGAAAAGGCAAGGCUACGGCCAGCUCAGGUAAGAGGAAGAGAGGACAGUCGCCCGUUGCUCUAUCGAAUAUCCUAUCGGAUGAAUCUUGGCGUGAAAAGAACUUUACUGAUCAAGAAAAAGCUGAUCAACUUGUUCCUGCUAAUGACCCAGUCAAAUUCGCCAAUCUUUACUAUGAACUCAAGUUUCCGGUCUUUGCGGAAAAAUGGCACCUCUACUUGGAAAGGACGCUCAAAAUACCAACCAAAUUAAGGAAGUACACUGAAAAUCAGAUCAAACAGAGAGGUUGGGUAUUUCUGAAAAGAGAUUUGGCAGAGGUAAACGCAUCAUGAAUCCGUGAGUUCUAUUCUAACUAUUAUAGGACGACCCUUGAUGUAGUGCAGCUUCGAGGAAAGCAAAUUUUAGUCACUGAGGAGGCGAUAGAGGACAUCCUCCACUUCUAGCCUAAAACAGAUGAUACAGAUGGUUUUUAGAAAGUCGAGGAGUCUAUUAGAUUCAUGAUUUUUGGUGGGUCAUGGAAGGAAAGGACAUAUACCUUCCAAGGCUCAUCAGGAAGUAUAUGUCCAGAGUUCAUGUGAGAGGCACCUUGCCAUUUCUUUAUAUGAUCACCCAGAUGGCUCGUCGAGCUGAGGUGCCUUGGGAGCUAGAGGAUGAGAGACCACCGAUUACCGACUGCAAGAAGGUUAUUCUGCACGGCAAGCGGUUCGGACCUCUAGGCCACAGACCACCUACUACUACUACCUCUACUGAUGUAGCCACAUCUUCAGCAGCACCUGCAGCACCACCUGCUUUCGCAGCACCACCUGCUGCUGCAGCACCAUCAUCUGCUUCUCAGCCAGUCUACCAUCUUGUGCACUGUCUUUUUGAGCGCUUUGAUCAGAUGGAGCACCGCAAUCAGCAGCGUUAUGAGCAGUCUGAGCGUUGCAACAAGAGAUGCUAUUCCCAUCUGAAGUUGAUUGUGACUACUGGGUGUACUGACAUCCUCUCCGAGCUUGAUACACCCUCGGAGCACUCUGAGGAGGAGGAUGAGCAGGAGGAGGCAUAGGAGGAGGACCAACAGCAGGCACAACAUGAGGAGACUCAGCCUGAGCAGCCUGUAGAGCCACAGGCUCCUACACAGCCACCACCGACAGAGCCAGUGGCACACCCUUCAGUAGGCGAUAAUCCUUCACACCCAGCUUGACUGAGAGCAUCGAGGACGAUGCUAUGCUUUAAGUGUGGGAAGGUCGCCAUCUCCGGCGGAUUAUAUUUUGGUGAACCAUUUUAGACUUUUAUCCUAUUUUGCUUUAUUUUGUAUUUUGCUUUAUUUUAUUUUAUUUUUCUUUUAGUACUUGCACAUUUCUAUUUUACUGUACUUCUGUUUAUUUUUACUUUGUUGCAUUUUUCACUUUGGGCUUGUAUAUAUCUUGGAUAUUUAGCUUGAAUUGCACUUUUAGUUUAUUAGUUGUGAUGUGGAAAAACAUGGAUUAUUAAGUUUAUUUUACCCUUUUGGCAUAUGAGAAAUUGAUUUGAUUGAAAAUACGG